Molecule: messenger RNA, 2140 nt
Organism: Diospyros lotus (date-plum)
Lineage: Eukaryota; Viridiplantae; Streptophyta; Magnoliopsida; Ericales; Ebenaceae
Product: nucleobase-ascorbate transporter 6-like
Exons: 14
Coding region: 291-1880 (529 amino acids)
Biological process (GO): transmembrane transport
Cellular component (GO): membrane; plasmodesma
Molecular function (GO): transmembrane transporter activity
Source: RefSeq, a predicted model, not a curated record
GGCAAUAAUUACUACAUUGUAAAACUUGCACUACAGCUACAACGGCACACAUUCACACUCACACUCCCCAAUUUGUGCUUUUCUUCGUUUUCGGUGGGCAGGGCAUGUGGGUUUCUUCAUAUCUCGGCCACUGAUUCAGCAUUUCAGAUUUCUGGGUUCUCAAAACCUCUUCCCUUCUACUCCAAUUCUUGUAACUUGUACUGGUUUCUGAGAGAUUUGGGAUCUGGGUUGUUUUCAGAUUUCGGUUGAGAUUGAGAGUGAAUACUUUUUGGGACUUGUAGAGGGUUGCUAUGGCAGGAGGAGGUCCACCGAAGCCGGAAGAGCCGGCGCCACACCCACCAAAGGAUCAUCUUCCCGAUGUUGCCUAUUGCAUUACUAGUCCUCCACCAUGGCCUGAGGCUAUCCUUCUUGGCUUUCAACAUUAUCUGGUGAUGCUUGGCACAACAGUUCUCAUUCCCACUGCUCUUGUUCCUCAAAUGGGGGGAAGGAAUGAGGAGAAAGCAAGGGUCAUUCAGACACUGCUCUUUGUUGCUGGAUUGAACACAUUACUGCAGACACUAUUUGGAACUAGAUUGCCUGCUGUGAUUGGAGGGUCAUAUACGUUUGUUGCAGCCACAAUUUCAAUUAUCCUUUCUGGUCGAUUCAAUGACCCAGACCCCAUAGAGAGAUUCAAAAGAACAAUGCGUGCAAUCCAGGGUGCACUCAUUGUUGCUUCUACUCUUCAGAUUGUCCUAGGCUUCAGUGGCCUUUGGCGUAAUGUUACAAGGUUCUUGAGUCCACUCUCAGCUGUUCCAUUGGUUGCUCUGACUGGUUUUGGGCUCUAUGAGUUUGGUUUUCCUGGGGUUGCUAAGUGCAUUGAAAUUGGACUGCCACAGCUUAUCCUUUUAGUUAUUUUCUCACAGUAUCUGACCCAUGUCAUGCACCGAGGAAAAUUUAUCUUUGAACGGUUUGCUGUAAUAUUCACGGUGGUGAUUGUGUGGAUUUAUGCUCACCUACUCACUGUUGGUGGAGCCUAUGAUGGUAAAGCGCCAAAAACACAGAUAAGCUGUCGUACUGAUCGGGCUGGACUUAUUAGUGGUGCUCCUUGGAUAAGAAUUCCAUACCCCUUUCAAUGGGGAGCUCCUUCUUUUGAUGCUGGUGAAGCGUUUGCAAUGAUGGUUACCUCAUUUGUUGCUCUUGUAGAGUCCACUGGCGCCUUUAUUGCUGUAUCAAGAUAUUCAAGUGCAACUCCUUUUCCGCCUUCUGUUCUCAGCCGAGGUGUUGGUUGGCAGGGAAUAGGCAUUUUGCUGUCUGGUUUGUUUGGAACUGUCAAUGGAUCCUCUGUCUCAGUUGAGAAUGCUGGGCUUCUAGGUUUGACUCGUGUUGGCAGUAGACGGGUUGUGCAAAUAUCUGCCGGCUUCAUGAUUUUCUUUUCCAUUCUUGGAAAAUUUGGAGCCGUCUUUGCCUCAAUUCCAGCACCAAUUUUUGGUGCUCUAUACUGCCUUUUCUUUGGUUAUGUGGGGGCGGUAGGUUUAAGUUUCCUUCAGUUCUGCAAUCUCAACAGCUUCCGGACAAAAUUCAUACUGGGCUUCUCCAUCUUUCUGGGGCUCUCCAUACCCCAGUACUUCAACGAAUACACAGCUAUCAACGGCUAUGGCCCGGUUCACUCCAGUGGAAGAUGGUUCAACGACAUGAUCAACGUUCCCUUCUCGUCAGAGGCGUUCGUCGCAGGACUGCUGGCAUACUUCCUGGACAACACACUGCACAGGAGAGAUCUUGUAGUAAGGAAGGACAGAGGGAAGCACUGGUGGGACAAAUUCAGGUCCUACAAGACUGAUACAAGGAGUGAGGAGUUCUAUUCCCUGCCUUUCAAUCUCAACAAAUACUUCCCAUCUGUGUAGCUGUUUGUUGUGCUGUGGGUCUUUUGCUUUGCUUCCCAAUGCGUUCUAUCUUACAUAUAUAUAUAUAUGCUAGAAUUGUGUUAUUUACAUCAUAUGUUCAUGCUCUAUGCCCCCCAGUACAUUCUUGUUUGUUUAUUUUGAAGUGUUGUAAAUCAGUGGAUGAUGCGGAUUUUGAAGUGGCAAUGGAAGUGUUUGCUGCCAUCAUGUUCAGUUUAGGAAAUAAAAAUAUAUAAUAAUUUUGUUUUUCUUAAUUUUUGAAA